Messenger RNA from Aspergillus melleus, 1611 nucleotides. RefSeq names its product nitronate monooxygenase. NCBI's taxonomy places the organism in Eukaryota, Fungi, Ascomycota, Eurotiomycetes, Eurotiales, Aspergillaceae. Bases 249 to 1352 code for a protein of 367 amino acids. The record is from RefSeq and is a predicted model, not a curated record. The transcript has a single exon. Gene Ontology annotation, molecular function: nitronate monooxygenase activity.
CAUUCUUCGUAGGGGACGAUGACCCUUUUAUAGUCGCCAGUCUCCAUUCUUCAGUCUCCCCACACCCGCAAUACCCGCUCCGCCCUUCCCGAUUACAUCACGGCGCAUCGCAUCGGCAUCGUCUUUGCAUGUGCAACUGCUCUAGAAUCAUUAUAUAAACCAUCCCAAUGCACCCAGUCGUCACCCUACACCUAUUUAGUGAGUAGCUACAAACUCCCCACCAUACGACACAAUACAAUCUACCCACCAUGUCCCUCCGCCUCUCUAAAUCCCUCGCCGCCCGCUACCCCUGGGUAACGCCGCCCUUCAUCGUCAGCGCCCCCAUGCGCGUCAUGUCCGGGCCCGCGCUGGCCGUCAACGUCUCCCGCGCCGGCGGCCUGGGGUUCAUCGGCCCCGGUACCAAAACGCAAGACACAAUCACCGAUCUCCAAGAAGCGACCUCCCUCCUUUCGAAAUCGAAUUCCCCGGGCACGGGCACCUCCCUCCCCAACACGCCUCUCCCCGUCGGCGUUGGGUUCCAGCUCUGGAGCGACGACCUGGACACCGCCGCGCGAGCCAUCCAGCUCCACCAGCCCUGCGCCGCUUGGCUGUUCGCUCCGUGCAACAUGCAGGAGCUCUUCAAGUGGAUCAAGCGCAUCCGGGACGCAAGCCCAAACACCCAGAUCUGGGUGCAGAUCGGGACGGUGGGAGAGGCGCGCGAGAUCUUGCACCAACACAAACUUAACAGCACGAAUGAUACCUCACCAGACGUGCUCGUCAUCCAAGGCGCCGAAGCAGGCGGUCACGGCCGCGCCACUGACGGAAUGGGCUUAAUGACGCUUUUCCCUGAGAUCGCGGAUCUCGUAUCCUCCUCCUCGGCGAAACACAUCCCCCUCUUCGCAGCCGGCGGCAUCGCCGACGCGCGCGGCGCCUCUGCAGCGCUCUGUCUCGGCGCGUCCGGCAUCGUGCUGGGAACACGAUUCCUCGCCUCGACUGAAGCGCGCAUCAGCAAAGGCUACCAGAACGAGAUCGUCCGAGCCAGCGACGCGGCGGUAUCCACGACGCGGACGCUCCUGUAUAACCAUCUUCGUGGGACUAUGGGGUGGCCGAAGGAGUAUAGUCCGCGCGGGGUGGUGAAUCGGUCGUAUGUGGAGCAUUGCGAGGGGAGGGCGUUUGAGGAGUUGAAGAAGGAGCAUGAUAAGGCGUUGAAGAUGGGGGAUCUGGGGUGGGGACCGGAGGGACGAUUGGCGACGUAUGCGGGCGCUGGGAUUGGGCUGAUCAAUGGGGUGAAGGACGCGGGGAGCAUUGUGGAGGAGGUGAGGAGAGGAGUGCUGGGGAGGGUUAAGGGAGAGGAAAUAAGGAGUGUGCUGUAGAUGUGUAUGUUAGUUGAGUAUUGUGGGAGUGGGAGGUAAAAGUUGACUUUUGUUGAUUCCAUUGUUCAGCUUUUACUAUAGACUAGAGGUGUGGUAUUUGUAUUAUGUGGUCAAAUGUGUAUCGAUGCUAAAUAAAUGAGCAAUUGUAGUAUACAAUUAACAGCGUGCCCAUGUAGCAACUCUUGUUUGAUCGAGAUCAAACUGGAGACAGCUUCAGAACUCAUGGUAUGAAACUAGAUCAUUAUGCUUGGGAUGCUCC